ACAGAACUUCGUUGGCCAGAUGAGCAGCGACGCGCGUUUAUUUCGACUGUAACGUCUCGUCCAGGUUUGGACCUGCAGAAAUAGCAUGUUGUAAAUAUCAGCUAAGCGUCCGACGGAAGACCAUUCAGCUGUAUUGUUUAUUUACUUGUGCUUUUGCACCAUAGAAACGGUGUAGUUUCCGGGUGGCUUCGUGUUUGGAUUCAGGUGUGUAAACCACCUAGCUCAUUGUCAACGACAGCGUAUCUCUUGACAGUGUUUGGGGUGGCUUCCUAUGUAUCAUCUCCAGGACAGACACAGCUAGGGCGAAUACUUUUAACCCACGAAGCCCGCAGGCCCUCGGGAGUCUUACCUGACGGGUCGGAAGCGAAUCCUUCGUUUGACCAAUGAGCUGCAUCCAUUAUAGUGCUACCGUCCUAAUCGUGCUGGAUUGAAUAUUUUGUCCCUGUGAGUCAAGAGUUUUUCUGUUCUGAUUUUGCGUGAUAGUCUGGCGAUACAAGUAAAGUGGAUGUGAGAGGCUGCAGGGAGAUUUCAGCUUCCCUUCCUCCUACGCUGCAAACAGUUGUGUUCUGUACAAGUGAUAAAUCCUUUCUGGAGCAUGUCUACGAGUUUUGGAUGCAAGAGAUCUGACAGUGAAGAUAAAGGUGUGCAGGGAGAACACAGAACCAGUCCUCCACGCACAUCCUAUGGCAAAAAACAACUUCCUUCCAUACCCAAAAAUGCAGUUCCAAUAACCAAGCCUAUAUCCCUGGCUGCUUCAGCACAAUCUACCAAUGGGACACAUGCCUCGUACGGGCCCUUUUAUUUGGAGUACUCUCUGCUUGCGGAGUUCACCUUGAUGAUAAAGCAGAAACUGCCUGGAAUCUACGUGCAGCCGUCCUACCGAUCAGCUUUAAUGUGGUUUGGGGUUAUUUUUAUCCGGCACGGACUGUACCAGGAUGGCGUUUUCAAGUUCUCGGUUUACAUCCCUGAUAACUACCCAGAUGGCAAUUGUCCUCGAGUGGUAUUCGAUAUCCCAGUCUUCCACCCUUUAGUGGAUCCAGUAUCAGGGGAGCUGGAUGUGAAGAGAGCGUUUACAAAGUGGAGACGGAAUCACAAUCACAUUUGGCAGGUGCUGAUGUACGCACGCACAGUGUUCUAUAAGAUACAGACGGUGGAUCCCCUAAACCCAGAAGCUGCAGUGCUGUAUGAAAAUGAUGUGCAGCUCUUUAAAAGCAAGGUAGUGGAUAGUGUGAAGCUAUGCAACAGCCAUCUUUUUGACCAGCCUAAAAUGGAUGACCCCUAUGCAAUAAGCUUUUCUCCGUGGAAUCCUGCUGUACAUGAAGAUGCAAGAGAAAGGAUGUUUGCGCAUAAAAGAAGGCCUGAUGAGCACCCCAAAGGCAUGCAGGUGUCGGGAUUGUCGUGGGUCAAGCCUGGAUCAACUCAGCCCUUCAGUAAAGAUGACCAUGUUCUGCAGGCUUGAGCUCUUUCAAACUGCUUGCUGUCCACCACUUUCUACUAACGUGGAGGAGGGGCAGGUGUGACCAGGAAAUCUGUGAACUCUAAUCAAUCAGUACCAUUUCUUGUAAAAUAACAAACAUGUAUAUAUUGUCGGAUUCUUUUUCUUUUAAUUGAGUUAUGCAUACUUUAACCGUAUGGAACGUCCUAUGGUUUUGUUUCCAGCUGAACCGGCAUUAAAUGGUUUGGGAUGAUCUGGAUCCAAGUAGUAGAUAUGAUAUGAACUUCGAACCAAGCGAAAGGGUUUCAGACUGCACAGGUUCAAGUGGAAGCAAGGCAUAAGGGGGUCGGUGUUGCAAUACAGUUAUUACAGAUAACACUAAUGGUGACCAUUUAAUUUUCAAUCUUCAGAGUUAAAUCCUGCCAUGAAGGUAUAUCAGUCUUAUGUUUAUAUGGCAUAAGGUAAAUAGUGUUUUAAAUAUGAAGCUAAUGUUAAAUUGUUAUAAUUGUAAACAUCUAAGUGUUUUCGCAGCUGUUUUAUGCUUUUCUUGAACGCGGUUGUUUUGGGUUUCUGGUGUGUAAAUAUGUUAGGUGGCUUAUUGUAAAUAACUUGUUUAUUAAUUCUGUAUUUAGCACUUUGAAGUGAUUUCAUUGUGUUGAGAAAUGUAUUCCUGACACAGUGGUAUAUAAUUUAUAUGAAGUUGGAUUUGUUAUUAAAGCACACAAGGAAAGCAAGGAAACUCUCUGGGCUGCCUGUUUUUAUU
This is a messenger RNA of Polyodon spathula (Mississippi paddlefish), 2198 nucleotides long. RefSeq names its product AKT-interacting protein-like. The coding region runs from base 596 to 1459 and encodes 287 amino acids. NCBI's taxonomy places the organism in Eukaryota, Metazoa, Chordata, Actinopteri, Acipenseriformes, Polyodontidae. The record is from RefSeq and is a predicted model, not a curated record. The transcript has 10 exons.